This is a messenger RNA of Leptosia nina, 345 nucleotides long. The record is from the annotation of a GenBank genome assembly. NCBI's taxonomy places the organism in Eukaryota, Metazoa, Arthropoda, Insecta, Lepidoptera, Pieridae.
AUGCAGUUCGUUCCGCGGUCGCACACCGAGCGAGCUAGUCGCGACUUCGGCGGCGCAGGGCUGGGUGCGCGCGCGCAACCGAGCGGUGGGGCCGACCGGUCGCAACCGGGCCGCGCUCUCACCGUCCGCCCUGCUACCUCGCCGCACUUGACACGGUCCCCCGUUCGCGAAGAAAGUUUCGCAUUUCUAUGUCACUCGUUCGCAGAACAAGGAAACGAGAACGUCGAUCGGCGCCCGAAAUAUCUUGGAAUGUCAUUCGUUCUCGAAUCGACGGACUCCUGUACAAACAGAUUCGUUUCGACUGACGAUUGUUGGCCGCGAGAAGCCAGUUCACAUUCUAAUUAG